Messenger RNA from Pygoscelis adeliae (Adelie penguin), 1727 nucleotides. RefSeq names its product inositol 1,4,5-trisphosphate receptor interacting protein (gene ITPRIP). Gene Ontology annotation, molecular function: protein kinase inhibitor activity. The record is from RefSeq and is a predicted model, not a curated record. Bases 1 to 1650 code for a protein of 549 amino acids. The transcript has a single exon. Gene Ontology annotation, cellular component: membrane. Lineage: Eukaryota; Metazoa; Chordata; Aves; Sphenisciformes; Spheniscidae.
AUGCCCGUGGGAAUCUUCCGCGUGUGCCUAGUGGUGAUUACAGCUAUUGUCAACCACCCGCUCCUCUUCCCUAAAGAGAAUGGCACUGUCCCCGAGAACACGGAAGAAAUCAUCCAGAAGAUGAAGGAGCGGGAGGAGAGCCUUCGGCUGGAGCAGUUGCGCUUGGAGCAGGAAAUAGCAGACCAGGAAGCCACACAGAAGGCUCUGGAGAAGGCUGCAGAGGUAGUGGAGGAAAGCAAAGAGGAAAAGGUCCGAUGGGAUAUGUGGACUGCCCUUUCCAUGGUCAUCUUUCUGCUGAUCGAGCUCUGGAGGCAGGAUUUCCAGGAAGGGAAUUGGCAGGACACAGGAGGAGAAGAGGAUGACAUGGCUGUCCUGGGGAAAGCAUUUAAAGGAGUGGCCUUCCCUGACAAGGCUGUCUUGGCCAGCUUCUAUGAGAAGCGUAUCCUGGGUACCACUGGAGACAUGGCCAGGAUGCGGGAGAUGGUGGAAGGCUUUGCAGAUGACCUGCUGGAGGCCUUGAGGAGUGUUUGUAACCGGGAUGCUGACAUGGAAGUGGAGGACUGCAUGGGUGUGGGGAGCAUGUAUGAGAAUUGGAGAGUGCGUAAACCUUUUGUCUGUGAUCUGAUAGUGCCUUUUGCCCCCCCAGAGCCAUACUGUUUCCGGUCCCAGACCUGGUGCUCUGGCGACUGUUUUCCCCCCGAUGAACAAGGUUAUGGCACUAUCAAGGUAUGCAGGGCAGAUGAGGAUGUGACAGGUUGCAUCUGUGACAAGACUAAACUAGGGGAAGAUAUGCUGUGCCUCCUCCAUAGCAAAGCCAAUACUACCAGGCCCAGCAGUGAGAUGGAAGACCUCCUGUGCUUCAAAAAUACUCAAUAUCUGGAUGCCGACCAAGUCAUGAAGUGGUUUCAGAUCGCGGUCACCAAGGCCUGGAACAGAAUCUCCCACAAGUACGAAUUCGACCUUUCCUUCAGCCUCCUGGACUCGCCAGGAGCCCUGAAGAUAAAAUUUAGGUCAGGGAAAUCAAUUGCCUUCAACCUCACCCCGGUGGUGCAGUAUGAGAACUCUGACGUUUACUUCAUCUCUCAUUUCCCUCGGAGGGGCCUGGCAGCAGACCUCCCCUCCAGCACUCACUGGUUUCUCACCUUUGCAGUGUAUGAGAGGAGGUUCAUCCAGCUGGUCUCCAAAACGCUGCCUGCUAACGCCUGCCAUGUCAGCUGCCUUCAGAUCCUCUCCUUCCUCCAUGGGAAGCAGUGCAGCCUCACAGGUCCAAGCGGGCUCACCAACUACCACCUGAAAACAGUGAUGCUGCAUCUCCUGCAGGCACGUCCCAGUCAGGACUGGGCCCCAGAGAAGUUGGAGGCCCGUCUACAGGACUUGCUGAAAUUCCUGGAGAAAUGUUUGCAUGAGAAGAAGCUCUACCACUUCUUCAUUGGCAAUGGGAAGGUACCAGCAGAGCUGGGCUUCCCCAUCAUAUUCCAGAGGGCUGAGCCUCUCAACCUUUUCCGUCCCUUUGUGCUACGCAGGGAUGUUUACAGGAAGACGGUGGACACGUUCCAUGAGAUGCUCAGGAACAUGUCUGCACUGAUAAAUGAGUACACGGUGCACAUUCCCCUUGCACACACCAAUGGGAUCCAUAAGGAUUCCCUUUAACCAAAGCCAGCAGGAAAACACUUGUUCCUCUAAGCACAAGUCCAGAGGGCAGCUUUCUGAAGCCUCCUGGAGACAAC